AUGGUACGUGUGGUGAUUGUGGGCGCAGGCCCCUGCGGCCUCGUGGCCCUCAAAGAGAUGGUCGAGAGCGGACACGAGGCGGUCCUGUUUGAGCGGUCGGGACGACUGGGCGGCGUGUUUGCCAGUGCAACGGCAUACCCGAACCUGCACCUCACCAUCAGCAACUGGGCCAUGGCCUUCUCCGACUUCCCCGACCUGGCGAGGCUGCAUUAUUCCACGGCCCAAGAAUACCUAUCCUACCUCGACCAGUAUGCCCGCCACUUCGACCUCGACCGGCAUAUCAGAUACCACGCUGAAGUGCGCAGCGCCACCUUGGGAGAGGACGGGGUGUGGUCGUUGGAGGUCCAGAUUCAAAGUUUGACGGACUCAGAGCAAUUCACUCUGCGUGUGCAGGCCGACGCCCUCAUCGUCGCCACCGGGUCGAAUGGGCUCCCCAAUACACCACCCGCGAGUCUGUCAGGGUUCACAGGCCGCAUGAUCCAUUCGUCGCAGUACGAUGAAGCCUUCAAGCAAGAGGUGGCGGCGAAGAAGAUGAAAGUCUUGGUGGUGGGCGGCGGAGAAAGCGGUGCCGACGUGUCCGCCGAGCUGGGAGAACUGUCGCCUCAUGUCACGGUGUGGCUUCGACGAUCUGUCUGCGUCGGCCCUCGCUACCUCAACAAGAAGGACGAGAUGGAACAGGUGGCCGCAAACAUGACGGUCGAUUUCCCCGCCAACAGCUUCCUCGAGGCCGCCACGACCAACCGCAUGAGCGCCGCACAGAACGUGUUUGCGUACGGCGUCUUCCGCAGGCUGCUCUGGUGCACGCCCGUGCUGAACCGCACCCUCUCACACAUGUCGCUGGCCAGCACCGCGAGUGCCCUUCUACGGAACGACCAAGCCACCUAUGUCACCAAGAACCAGCGCAUGUGCGAGGCGCUGCAAGCCGGCAAGAUUGAGGUGCUGGUGGCGCCGACCGUCUCGACCCGCGGUCGCAGCUGUGAGUUUCACUCUUGUGCUGUUGUCGACGGCACAUCGACGAUGCAGCAGCGCGAGUUCGACGCCGUGGUUCUCUGCACCGGCUUCCGCCUCGAGUUCCCUUGGAUCCGUCUGCCAGGAACCCAGAGCCUGUCGCCCAACCCUCGCGGGUGGUAUCUGCACUGCUUCCCCGAGGGUCUGGGCCACUGUCUCUUCUUCGUGGGCUAUGCUCGACCGCACCAGGGCGGCGUACCCGUCAUGGCCGAGAUGCUGAGUCGAUACAUCGCACAGCUGCUUCGGGGCGAGAGAGACCUGCCGCCCGAUUACGCUGCUCGGGCCCAGCGAGACGCCACCGCCUCGCGCGCGUACUACUCCCUCAGCCCGGAUCUGCACACGCUGGUCGACUACAACGCGUUCCUGGAGAGCGUGGCACGCCGCAUCGGUUGCGAGCCGAGACUGCCCGCGGCCUGCGUGCUGCUGGCCAACCUACACAUGGCGACGGUCCUGCUCAUGGCUGUCCAGCUAUGCUGCCCGACGUCCUCGCCUCCACCACUGCUGCUAUCGUUGCCGCUGCUGCCGCUGGUGAUGAUCUGGGCGGCGUCAACGGCCGGGUUCUUCGUGCUCCACGACGGCCUGCUGAUAAAGUGGUGGUUCUACCCACACUGGGCCGUGUGGUAUCGCCGACGCGGGCCUGGCGCCAAUCCCGCGUUGCUCGACGGCGUCCUGGCUCGCGUGAACCUGUGGAAAUCGACCGCCAUCACUCCCGGCUUUGUGCUGCUCGUCCUCUGGUCCAUCCCGACGUACUAUGCCCAGCGCAUCCUCUCAAUCCCCCUCUUCGCGGUCAAUGCGGUCCUCACUGUCCUCGGGUAUCGCCUCCCUGCCGCGUGGGUUCGUCCGCCUCGUCCAAAGCUCUUUGCCUUGCACGACUGCCCGUGGCGGCUGUCGGAUCUCUACAUGCCAUAA
Molecule: messenger RNA, 1917 nt
Organism: Fonsecaea nubica
Lineage: Eukaryota; Fungi; Ascomycota; Eurotiomycetes; Chaetothyriales; Herpotrichiellaceae
Exons: 1
Coding region: 1-1917 (638 amino acids)
Molecular function (GO): N,N-dimethylaniline monooxygenase activity; flavin adenine dinucleotide binding; NADP binding
Source: RefSeq, a predicted model, not a curated record